AUGGACGACGCGAACGACCGACUUCCAGCACUCUGCGCUGCUCACCCAGGACAUGAACUAAUGCUCAACCAUUUGCACACACUUCUCACCACGUACCCGCCGCCGUUCAUCUGCGUACACGAUCCCGCGACGCCUCGGCUUACAUGCGCCGCGAUGAAGUCUCUGUUGAGUUUGCUGUCUCAGGCCCAAGCGCCGGAACGCAUCGCAUACGCGCAAGUCAACGCCGUCGCGUGUUUCACGACCAGGCUCCUCUAUGACACGGUCAUCAACGCGUUGGCGGGUCACACGCCGACGUGGGACUCAGGGUGCGCGAACUGGAUGUCGGACGUGGAGAGAUGGAACGAAAACUUCGACGCGUUCACGCACGGGAUCAAAGCCGUCCAUCGUCACCUUUCUAAGCAAGCGUCCGGAGCGGCGAUAAGGAUGGUGGUCGCGGUCGAACGGGCGGAGAGGCUGAAGGAGACGAUGCCGGACGUGAUCGCGCCGCUCACGCAGCUGGCUGAACUGGCGCAGAUUGACGUUACGGUCAUCUUCAUCUCGGAGAACCAUUGGCAGGAUCUCAAACCAUCGCUAGGCGUCGCUCCGGAUCCCUUCUACGUCUCCAUUGAACAACUUGGCAAACAAGCUGUUCUCCAACGUCUAACAUCCACUUUCACCUCCGUAUCCUCCGCUUUCGCCUCCUCAAAUUCCUCCGCGACAGAGCCCCUCCCUGCGCACGCCUAUCACCCCGCCCUCGCACCCCUUUAUGCCCACUUCGUCUCGACGCUCUACAGCGUCUGCGCGCCCUUCACCCAGCACCCAGACGAACUCACCUACAUUUCGGCCGCGCGCUGGCCGGGCUUCGUCCAACCCAUCCUAGACGCCCAUGCAGAACAAAACAUCGAACUCUCCGCGCCCUCCGAAGACGUGCGCAUGCGGCUCACGCGGCUCUUCACGCCCUCGCUGACCGCCGCGCUCGAGGCGCUCUACCCGCGCACCACGGACGCACUCGCCUGGGCCAUCCUCAACGCGCCGGACCCGGACCUCCUCGCGCGCCCGCACGAGCCAGGCAGUCUCACGAAGUCGCGGCCCGGCAGCCCGAGCAAACGGGCCCGCGACGCGCCGGACGACAGGGUGGACGUCGUGAGCGCGAGCCUGCGCGCGCUGCCGCGUAUGAGCCGGUUCCUGCUCGUCGCGAGCUUUCUGGCGUCGACGAAUCCGGCGAAGACGGACAUGCGCAUGUUCGGGCGCGUGUCGGAGGGGAAGGGGAGGAAGCGCAAGGGCGGUGGCACCAGAAAGCCACGGGCCACGGCCGGGACCGCGAAGAUCCCGCAGCGCCUCUUGGGACCGACGCCGUUCCCGUUGGAUCGCAUGCUCGCUAUCUUGGGAAUUCUACUUGAAGAGUACGAUGCCGACGUUCGGCCGGACAAGCCGCAGUACACCGUACCCGGCGAAUACACCGAGAUGGAAAUUUCGCGUGUAGGGGUUUACGCAUCGAUCAUGGAGCUGACGUCGAUACGCUUACUCCAUCGCACGUCUCCCGUGGACAAGCUUGACGGACCACCCAUGUUCAAGAGUGCCAUAUCGUACGAGAGCGCGAUGACGCUGGCUAGGGAUCUAGGUGUGCCGCUGAAUGACCUCAUGUGGGAUCCGGCGUAACGACCUUCCACCAACCACCUCCAUCGCCCGCUGUUGGUGCUUCCGGCUGCCCCAAGGCCCUCGAUUCGCAUCGGGAUCAUCUUGUGGUCUCCUCUACGACGGCAAUCGACUGAUUUUGGAGUACCUUCCGCGCCGUUGCUGUUCCAUCAUGCAGGCGCUACCAAUGGACCGACACUCAGGGCCACCCUGGAUCUGCAACUGCCACUCUGUCCUGCGACGUGCGACUCUACUAGUGUUGGAGAUCGUCACAUGGAGAUAAUUAUGUACGACGUUUUCCAGUAUGUAUCAUCGUCGUCCGCGUGAUACAACAAUACAGAUGCACAGCCCGGAUCUCGUUCGGUGUGCUCGACUGC
Punctularia strigosozonata HHB-11173 SS5 is the source of this 1991-nucleotide messenger RNA. RefSeq lists its product as uncharacterized. The transcript has 5 exons. Gene Ontology annotation, biological process: DNA replication initiation; DNA replication. Gene Ontology annotation, molecular function: DNA replication origin binding. The record is from RefSeq and is a predicted model, not a curated record. NCBI's taxonomy places the organism in Eukaryota, Fungi, Basidiomycota, Agaricomycetes, Corticiales, Punctulariaceae. The coding region runs from base 1 to 1638 and encodes 545 amino acids. Gene Ontology annotation, cellular component: nuclear origin of replication recognition complex; nucleus.